CAUGAUCAUGAAUGAAUUAUGAUAUUCCUCUACACUAAAUAUAUUCCCUCCAAAAAAGAAACCAAAGUUCUGCGCGGCAGAACAUAGAAUUAAGGAAGGGGAAUCAGGGUAUCUUUUACCACAAAUAGUGAGAAACACAAAUUUCAAUUAGUCAACUCUGUUUUGGUUUGAGAAUGUGAGAUCAGACGGAGGGAGGAGAAAGAAAAACAGGGCAAGGCAGGUUGGCUGGCUGACUGCUUGUAGUGCGGCUGCAUAUUAAGAAAGAAUAAAUGAAUAAUCCCUUCCCAAGUUGAUGUUGUUGUUGGUUGCUGUUGAUGAAGAAAAACCAAAAACCUUAUCUAGUUAUCUAUUAUCCGUUCCAUCAUCAUCUUUCACAGUUCACCUCCUUUUUUUCAAUUUUUUUUUCUUUCUUCCCUUCUUCUUCUGUGGACCUGCUACCAUAUGCAUGGGUCCUCAUUUCUUUACUCUCUCACACACUCACACAGUCAUCAGAAUAUGGUCAUACAAAAAGGACUAAAGGUCAAAGAACGAUGGAAAUGAAGGCAAUGGGGGGCAGAAUAACUGAAUUAAGGGCAGGCAAGGCAGAGUGAGGCAGGGGAGUAGUACUAAGUACUGCUACUACUAGUGUUAGUAAAAAGAGCCAGUUUUUAAUAUCCCCCAGUUUGGUGGGGCGGGACACGUGGUUUAGUUAUGGCAACAUGUCCACUUGGCUUAAUGUCAAGAUACCAUCUGUAGUUGUUCAAAUAUUAUGAAAGAAGAGGAAUAGAAUUUCUGGACUUGGUAAAUGUUUAAGGACCAAAAAUGGGAUGGAUAGAUAUGGAAAUAUGGUUACCAAUACUUGCUUGGCGAAAGUGGUAAGGUAUUUUGGUUCUCUUUAGUGAUGUUUUGGAUUCGAAUGUUGUGAAUGGAAAUAGCAAUAUUGGGAGAGCUUUUCCUCCAAAAGAAGACCGAUCCGACUCGGUGCGAAUUAGUCUGAGUGCAAUGCUACUGUUAAUUAACAAAAGAGAGGAUUACUGUGUUUACAAAGAAUGUGGGGUAACUGUGUUUUUUGAUUUGGGUUUCAACUUUUUGUAUUACUACAAAGGACUGUUGUUAAAAAAAAGAGAGGAUUAGUAGUUUUAUGGGGGCCUAUAAAUAGGAGUGCCCUGCAUUUCGUUUUCUUCACCCUAACAAUCACCACUACUGAGAAACUUCACGUGUCUGCACCUAUCCAUCAACAAAUCACAAGUCUUUCUUCUUCUUCUUCUUCUUCUAAUUCAUUAAUUUCAUACAUCGAUCUCUGCCUCUUUUUCAGCCCUGCUGCUUAUAAUUAUAAAUAUUAUCCUAUACCAAGAGAUAUAGUGCAUGUGCCCUUAUCCAUUAAUUGGAAGUUUUCUGUUUAUUGUUGGUUAGUUGGGAGUUGGAAGUUUCUGUUCAAACGUUUUCUGGUUCAUAAGGGUUUAUAUAUAUAUAAUACCCUUCUGUUCGGUUCUUUUUUAUAUAAAAUCCGGCGGCAGUUUUUUGUUGGUUGGUUGAGAAACAGAGGAAGAGGAGAAAUAAUGGCCGAGAAGGGAAAGCAAGUGGGAGGUUCAUCUUCGUCAUUUACUGUGGAUCUGUUUGGUCCCAUUGACUCCUCUAAAUCUUCCUCGUCAAGUGGGCUGUUUGGUUCUGUUUUUGGGCCAUCCUCCACGGUACUUACUCCCGCACCACUUUUUUUUUUUUAUUCAGCUCUUUCCAAGUCUUAAUGCAUGCAUUUUUUCUUCCCAUUUCUCUUCUGUUAUGUUUUAUUUGGGUGGAUUUCCUCCUUGAGAUUUUCAGAUGCAAGUCUUUUUGCUGUUCGUUCUUGAUGUCUUUGUGUAGUUUCUUCAAGAUAUUGCUGAGUUUUUUUGUCGAUUGAGCUAAAUAAAUGUGGAUAGAGAAGUUGUAUUCCCACAGAAAGGGGUCACAUUUACAUUUUUGUUUUAUAUUCAUGUUUUUACAGCAUGACAUUGAGUUUCACCAAGGAAACAACUUUUUAAGUUGAUGACAUUUAUUUGAUCAACAAAUGCAUCAAGUUGAUUGCUUUGGGUUUUUGAUAUUUCAGGGGCUUGGAAAGGAUUCCUCAUAUCCUGGAAGAAAGCAUGAUUAUGGGAGUCAAUACGGCCAUGCCAAACAUGGAACCACAGAGUAUUCAAGUCAGAGGGGAAGGGCAGACGGUAGUGGCAAAGUGAACGCUGAGAGGAAUUCCGUUUAUCAAAAUGAAUCAACAGAACCCUGCUAUUUCAGCUCGUCAAUUUACUAUGGUGGCCAAGAAGUUUAUUCUCCUGCUGGCCAGACUACUAACCCUCCGCCCAAUUUCAAGAAAGAUGGUGGGGAUGAUGAUCCUAAUGGGAACAAUUCGAGCUCUGCUUCCAGAGGAAAUUGGUGGCAGGGUAAGUAACCCUUCAAUGAACAGAGGACAUGAAAUAUGAAUAUCCUUCUUCAAGUGUUAUUUCUUCACCGAGAAAUUUUGCUAAUUGCCUUUUCUUUGUAAAUCAUUGCAGGGUCUCUGUAUUACUGAUCAGGAUAUUGUUGUUGUCUAACGUCAAUAACCCAUUAACAAACAGGUAACUUUACCGCAUCUGAAUGUUAAACUCUUGGACAAUGUUAUUGUACAACUUGGAGCUUACCUAAAGUUCGUAUUUGUCAAAUAUAUUUGCAGGGAUCAACUGACACGGUUUCUUUUGGAUUAUGAAUCGUGACCAGAUGUUAGAGAGUAGAUGUGAUCCUUGAAGUUAGAAUUUGGUUGUUGACUUAAUAGUAGCCAUUUUCAGAGUUGCUGUUGUUCUUCCUUGUUUCUUGUAUUACGCGUAGUAGCCUCUCCUCGAUCCCUCUCUUCUGGGAUUCUGCUCAUCUAUGUGUAACUGUCUUGUACAUGAAAUGUUUUGCUUAAAUAAAAAUGCUUCAAUUGCAUCC
Messenger RNA from Oldenlandia corymbosa var. corymbosa, 2913 nucleotides. The record is from the annotation of a GenBank genome assembly. NCBI's taxonomy places the organism in Eukaryota, Viridiplantae, Streptophyta, Magnoliopsida, Gentianales, Rubiaceae.